This is a messenger RNA of Sinocyclocheilus rhinocerous, 3236 nucleotides long. Its product is annotated as oncoprotein-induced transcript 3 protein-like. The transcript is spliced from 9 exons. Lineage: Eukaryota; Metazoa; Chordata; Actinopteri; Cypriniformes; Cyprinidae. The record is from RefSeq and is a predicted model, not a curated record. Gene Ontology annotation, molecular function: calcium ion binding. The coding region runs from base 59 to 1687 and encodes 542 amino acids.
GUGACAAUGACUGGGUGUACGUCUGUGGCUUUUUCGUUAAAUACGUUUCUCUCUACCAAUGGACAUGGUUUUCACUCUGGUUGUUCUUCUACAAGCUGUGACUACAGCACAGGCCAUCGAUCCCUGCUCAGCGUAUAUCAGUCUGAAUGAACCAUGGCGGAACACUGACUACCAUGUCAACAACUCUGCGGGAGUCCCUCUGUGCGACCGGCAUGUGGCGGGAGAGUGGUAUCGCUUUACGGGGAUGGCUGGGGAUGCUAUGCCAACCUUCUGUAUCGAGGAGAACCACUGUGGUACCCAUGCUCCCAUCUGGCUGAACGGCAGCCACCCUCAGCCUAGCGAUGGCAUGGUCACCCUCCCAGUGUGUGCUAGCUUCAAUAAUAACUGCUGUCACUGGACAGCUAGUGUGGAUGUAAAGGCCUGUGCUAAGGGUUACUAUGUGUACCGCCUGCCCCGACCCUCCGUCUGCUUCCACGUCUACUGUGGCCAUUUCUAUGACAUAUGUGAUGAGGUGGAGUGUAACGGAGCUGACUGUCCUGUCGAGCCAGAAUGCCGCUGUUCUGAGGGAACGGUUCUAGGCCCGGAUGCACAGACAUGUCUGGAUGUGAACGAAUGUGAGAAAGGCAAUGGAGGAUGUGCAGAAAUAUGCAUCAACACCAAGGGCUCUCGUCGAUGUGAGUGUGGACCAGGUAAAGUAAUGCACGAGGACGGGAAGAGCUGUAAAGAGACUGCCGGCUGUGACAAUGUGAAUGGAGGCUGCAGCCAUGGAUGCUUCUUAGAGGACGACUCAUAUUACUGUCAUUGUCCCCGGGGUCUGACGUUGGGAGAUGACAAACGGACCUGUCAAGUCCCUGUGCAGUGUGAUCCUAGUUCCAUAGAGGUCUCGAUUCCCAAAGAACUGGUGGGAGGACUUGAACUCUUCCUGUCUAACAGCUCCUGCCGGGGCAUUUCCAAUGGCACCCACAUUAACCUCCACUUUAGUCUGAAGACAUGUGGCACUGUGGUCCAGGUCAUUGAUGACAAAAUUGUUGGCACCAACUUGGUAACAGGUUUGCCACGGUCUAGUCCCAGCAGCGAUGGGGACUUGAUUGUGCGCACCAGUAAACUACUGCUGCCAAUUACGUGUGAGUUUCCACGGCAGUACGAGGUGUCGGAUGGCUACCUGCCCAGUCUGCGCAACACAGCACUCGAGUUAGCGGGCCACAGUGAAGGAAUAUUCCCCUUCAGUUUGGAGCUUUUCAAAAACGCUGAAUUUUCCGAGGCAUACAACCAACCUCCUCAACUGCGUUUGCGUGAUUCGCUGUACUUUGGCGUCGAGCCUCGAGAGCGGGUGGAUGGCCUUGCUGCUUUUGUAGACAGCUGUUUUGCCACCCCUGGUCCCAAAGCUGACCAGGCCUUAAAAUACUACCUAAUCAGAGAUGGCUGCAUUUCAGACGAUACGGUGCGUCAGUUUUCGGCUAAAGAUCAGCUCUCCAAACACUACCAGGUCCCUGUCUUCAAGUUCAUUGGCAAGGACAACAGAGAGGUGUUCCUGCAUUGCCGUGUGCUGGUGUGUGGGCAGGAACAAGGGGAAUCUCGUUGUACACAGGGCUGCCGAAAGCGCUUGAGGAGACAUCUCUGGACUGACCAGCACCAAGAGCGACACAUACUUUCCAGUGGACCCAUUCGCAUACUGCCAGAUCCAUGAGACCACACACACCUAUAAAAUCUCUUACCCACAACGCCAUCUACAGGUUACUUUACUGCAGAUACUGUAUGCAGUAUGGAUGUGUUUAAAUACAGUAAUUUUACAUUUAUGAGUUGCAUCAGUUGCUUCCUUCCACUACUUCUGACAUUAUAUUUACUACAUAAAGCCUCACUAGAAAAUAUGUCUUUCCAUGUGCAUGCAUCUACUGUAGGUGAAGUAUUGUGUAUGCGAUUAACAGUAUAAGCCUAGGCAUUUCAAAAAAGGUUAGACCAAGUGGCAUUUUACAGUUUUUAAUGCUAAUUUGCAUAUAAGCUCAGCUGGGGAAAAUAAAAUGAUUUUACAGCCAAUAAAAUUAUUUUUGUCACAGUCUGUAGUCAUAUUGUCUCUCUCAGUGCAAUACACAUUCAUGUGUGUUACUGACACCCAUUCUGCAUAAAUAUCACUACCCUACAGAGGUUCAACAAUCAUAAUAUUUUUAUUAUUUCUAAACAAAACAACUUUAGUUUGGAACAAAGUUCCAUAAUAAUAAAUUAACUAGUAGGUCUAUACUUAACACACUGUCAGAUAUUGUAGGAAUUUUGUAUUUCUUUUUUUUUUUAAUGCAAAGCAAAUGAAUAUUGUUUAUCAAAUUGGACAUAUGAAGUUGUCACAAACUAUAUAUUUUAUGGAUAUUGUUUUCCCAUACAACAAACCUACACACAAUCACACACUGCAAAUUUGUGGGACACUUUCACACAUACAACAUAAAACUUUUUUAGUUUCCGCUGAUCUAAAACUACUCCACUAGCACCAGUUCAAGGGUUAGUGGGUGAAUCUCACAAAACGUGUCAAGAAAAGGUAAUAUUUCCCCCCAAAAUAUGGAUGAAAUAGAAAAUAUGUCAGUUUUUAGGAACAGUACAUUUGUUUGUUUGAUUGUUUGCUUGCUUUGUGACAUUUUUAGGAAGAUUAGGCUAAUUUCUGCAAAAUUUUCAUUUUGAUCAUGCAAAACAACUCUUUUUCUGCAAUGCAAAUAAAAUAAAUAUUUUACUUAAAUUAAUAGUAUUUGUACAUUGCAGUAGUAUGUCAUAUACAGCAUUUAAUAUAUGCUGUAAUUGUUAAUUACAUUUAUUAAAAAAAAAUAAAAAUAAUGAUAAAUAAAAUAACUAUAUUAAACUAAUGAGAAUCCAACAACAACCACCACUGUUGUGCAUUGCAGUAAAUCUGCCUAAUUGUUUCUUUUCAUUAAUGUGGUGAAAUGUGACCAGGGUGUUUUAAUGAGAUUCAUCCUAAUACUGACCCCUACUGUGGAGUAGUUUAAACUUGUAAAGUGUUUAUAUGUGUUGAAGGUGGUGUGUUUUUGUGGUUUGUAGGUCUUCACAGCUCAUCCUUCUCUUCUCCUUCACAAUAGCAGGCUGCCCUCUGGCUGUUCAUGAAGGGCCUGCAGCCCAAAGUCCAAAUGGUGUUAUACAGGGUGUCCGCAAAGGUCUCACAGGCUGUGGAAGAGAAGGGAUACUAGGGGUUUUGUCUGGUGUGCAAAAGUGCGAUUGCAAAUGACAAUCCAUAUAAUCAG